GACUCUCCCACUGCAGCUUACCCGGGACAGGAACCACAGUGAGGGGGCUUGUGGGCUUUUCCAAAGAAGCUCAAUCUAAUUCAGGACAAUGUCGAUGAGCCCCAAGCAUACGACCCCCUUUUCAGUGUCCGACAUCCUGAGUCCCCUGGAGGAGAGUUACAAGAAGGUGAGCAUGGACGGCGGCAACAAUAACAACAACACCACCGGAGGAGGAAGUGGAAACCUCGGGGCCCAGCUGGCAGGCUACCGGCAGCCGCAGGUGUCCCAAGCCGCCAUGCAGCAGCACCACAUGGGCCACAACGGCAGCGUGUCGGCGGCGUACCACCACAUGAGCGCCGCCGGGGUGGGCGGCUACUGCAACGGCAACAUGGGGGAGCUGGCCCCCUACCAGGACGGCAUGAGGGGCAGCGCCACGGCCGCGGGCUGGUACGGAGCCAAUCCGGAUCCGCGCUUUUCCACCAUUUCCCGCUUCAUGGGCUCGUCUUCCGGCAUGAACAUGAGCAGCAUGGGCGGCCUGGGCUCCCUGGCGGAGGUCCACGCCAAAGGCAUGGGCUCCCUGGCCUCCACCCCGCGGAGAAAGCGGAGGGUGCUCUUCUCCCAGGCCCAGGUCUACGAGCUGGAGCGCCGCUUCAAGCAGCAGAAGUACCUCUCCGCCCCGGAGAGGGAGCACCUAGCCAGCAUGAUCCACCUGACCCCCACGCAGGUGAAGAUCUGGUUCCAGAACCACCGCUAUAAAAUGAAGCGACAAGCGAAAGAUAAGGUGUCCCAGCAGCAGAUGCAGCAGGAAGGGGGGUCCUGUCAACAACAGCAGCAACAGCAGCAAUCCCCCCGCAGGGUCGCGGUGCCCGUGCUGGUGAAAGACGGGAAGCCGUGUCAGGGCAGCGGCCACACGGCCUCCACCGCGCAGGCUCCCACCCACCACCACAACAACAACCAGCAUCACCACCACCACCACCAGCAUCACCACCAACAACAACCCGCAAAUGUCAUGAUCAUGUCCGCGAGCAGCAACCACACCCCCGGGUUGGCGCACCAGCAAGUCAGCAGCGCCGGUCACUCUCCGGAUUUGGGCCCGCACUCCUCCAGCCCACCGGCGCUGCAGAGCCAAGUCGCCGGCCUCUCUCACCUCAAUUCCCCCGGGGCGGAGUACGGCUCUGCGCUGCAGUGUUCCGCUCUGUUGUACGGCAGGACUUGGUGA
Molecule: messenger RNA, 1198 nt
Organism: Doryrhamphus excisus (bluestripe pipefish)
Lineage: Eukaryota; Metazoa; Chordata; Actinopteri; Syngnathiformes; Syngnathidae
Gene: nkx2-1
Product: NK2 homeobox 1
Biological process (GO): regulation of transcription by RNA polymerase II; cell differentiation
Cellular component (GO): nucleus
Molecular function (GO): RNA polymerase II cis-regulatory region sequence-specific DNA binding; DNA-binding transcription factor activity, RNA polymerase II-specific
Source: RefSeq, a predicted model, not a curated record